AUGAAGGAAUUCGGACUGGCGUUUUUGCUUGCGUCGUUCCUAUCCUCACGGACAUGUCACGCAUUCGAUCCUAUGAGAUUCAAUCCCUUGAAGGUUAUGCACGACGUGGAGGAAGUGGUUGAGGGUUUCGCCAAGUACCUCUGGGUGACGGGCCUAUCGAAACCGUGCAGUACAGCGAUACAGUACUCCAUCAGGAGAUUCUUCAAACUGGAACCGUGGUCCGUAGCAUUGUUCGAUUCUCUCGGGAAAAUACCGCCGGGCCUCAUGAUGGGAACUUUCAACUCUAUGGGUCAUUACGAUGAAUGUCUCCAGGUCUACACCGAGCUGGAUAACGAAACCACACCAUUCAAGAUGCAGAGUUUCGAUCAUAUCGCGGGAAGAUAUUGCUCCGUGAAGAUAGUAUUCGACGGGGAAUACUGGCUGAGAAGGUUCUCAAACACGAGCUCGUCGAUGACCAAUACGACGCGGGCACUCAUACGCUACAUGCUCAAGGAAGAUAUGUAUCUCCUGUACGAGAUGAACCGCAUGGUCGAUGAGCUUCCUGGCUUCCUGGGACUGUGCGUUCCUUCGCAAUGCACAACGAAUGACAUGAGCCGCUUCUUUGGUUUCGCUACGCCGAUGCUCCGAGCGUUCGCAAAAGUCAACUUGACCUUCGAAGUGGGUUCCUGCAAAACUCUGCAAGACAUCGAGAAAGCUGAAAUGCCCAUUCUAGGGAAAGUUCUUGUCACGGUAACUUUUCUCCUGGUGGUCGUGUGUGUCUUAUCGACCCUGAUCCAACCCGCGAGGUCCAAGGACAGCUCAGCUUUGGGCAGCUUCCUUAGAUGCUUCUCCGUACGUGCCAACGCGCGCAGUCUCGUUCAAGUUGAUGAAGAUCCCCUGCGGAGAGCUCUCCAUGGGCUACGUGGCAUCAGUGUUCUUUGGUUUAUUACCGGCAACUUCCUUUAUCUUCAUUCGAUGCUGCUCACCCAGAAUAUGCUUCUUCUCAAAGACAAAAUCAAAGAUGUGUGGAUAAGUUUCGUGCUAAACUACUCGCUCUCUGAGGACACCAUAAUUUUCGUAAUAGCCGUAUUCGUAAGUUUGGCAUUCCAGCGUCGAGGCCCCGAUCUGAGGUCCAUGCUCACUUCCGUUUCCUACAUGAUGAUGCGUGUCUGGCCGUUAGGUCUCUUCUGGAUGACCUUCGUUGUCCAGGUUCUUCCCUAUGUGGGCCACGGACCGACGUGGUCACUUGAAAUGAAGAGGUUCACGAGAAAUUGUAGUGAGAGCUGGUGGCGCAACGUUCUGCUAAUCAACAAUUUCUGGCCGAGAAAGUCGCAGUGCGUGGAGCAACUUUGGUUCCUGGCGUUUAUUGUGCAAUGCUCUCUCGCAGGCCUAGGUUUGCUGACGAUUCUGUACAGCAAACGUCGGUUGGGAAAGAUGCUCUUCCUCGACACAAUCGUCGCGACCGCUCUGGUCACGGGAGUGCUGACGCUAGUUCACGAAUCCGGCCCAACUCUCCUCCUGAGAGAAUACCGAGCUGGAGCUCGCCAUGUUUACUUCGACGAAAUAUACACAAAGAUCUACACCCGAGGUGGAGUUUUCCUCAUGGGUUUGUGGGCGGGAACUCAAUUCUCUGAGAUACAGAAUUUCCAGCUUUCGAAGUUCAAAAACAUUCUCGGAUGGUUCUUAUCGCUCUCAGUCAUCGCGGCCAUGGUCCACUCGACCUACUUCUGGAACCAGGGUCAACAUUUACCCGGCCCCAUCGUUAGCGCGAUUUUCGCAUCAACGCAUCGACUUCUUUGGAUACUCCCGCUGAUUUUCAUCAUCAUUUCUUGUGCCACCGGAAAAGCCGACGUCGCUGCAUGGAUUCUGUCCUGGCGCAUUUGGCAAUUCAGCUCCAGGCUCGUCUACUGCAUCCUCCUUAGCCACGCUUACGUGAUAAUAUUCUCAAACGCUGUUGCCAGAUCGCCCUUCUUCUUCUCGUAUGAUUACUUGAGUUACCUGGCGCUACACCACAUCGUGCUGACGAUGGCGGUGUCGUUCGUGCUUUCUCUGUUCGUCGAGAGACCCGUUGUGGCUUUGCUCAAGUUUGGAAAGACCUCCCGAGAACGAGACAACCUUGUCAUAAUUGACAUGAAGCCCGCCUUGGACCCGAUCCUGAUUAUCAACAAGAAGAAUGCGACAGCAAAAGGGAUCAAGAAUUCGUUUGAGCUCAAAUGA
Molecule: messenger RNA, 2196 nt
Organism: Galendromus occidentalis (western predatory mite)
Lineage: Eukaryota; Metazoa; Arthropoda; Arachnida; Mesostigmata; Phytoseiidae
Product: O-acyltransferase like protein
Exons: 18
Coding region: 1-2196 (731 amino acids)
Source: RefSeq, a predicted model, not a curated record